UUUGGCGAUGGUAGCAUCAACAAGCUGGGCUCCGGAAGCGACUUUGAGGCGUUCUUCCAGCGGCUGGGAAUCUCGGCGGCACGUGCUCGCUACACCAAGAACAAGCGUGGCGCCCGCUACAGCGGCUACCCGGCCUACCACAGCGCGUCCGAGACCUUCGACCUGGUGGAGCGCUUCUACGACGGCGGCUUCCCGCGCCACCUCGCCGUGGCGCGCGUCCGGGGCCUGCUGGCGCUGGCCCUGGCCACGGCGCCGCUGCUGCCCCUCGACUGCCGCGACUACGGUCCCCAGCUGCGGGCACACGCCGAGGCCGUCGCCGCGGUGGCGCUGGCACGCGGGGUGGAGGCCGCGGCCGGGUUCGCGUCACUGUUCCAGGCCAUCGACAACUUCACGGCUGCGGCAGAGAACUUCCACGCGGCCAUCAGUGGGCUCGACAUGGACAAUGUCAUGUCUCUCCGCAUGGCCAACGACCGCCUCAUGCUGCUGGAGAGGUCCUUCACAGACCCUUUGGGCCUUCCCGGACGGCCGUUCUACCGGCACGUGGUGUUCGCUCCGAGCAGCCACAACAAGUACGCUGGCGAGGCCUUCCCGGGCGUCUACGACUCCCUGUUCAUCGCGGACGCGGCGGCGGCGCUGACGGAGACGCGGCGCAACCUCGCGGUCGCCACCUUCACCGUGCAGGCCGCCGCCAGCAGCCUCGCCUAGACACGGCGCCACCAGCACCAUCACCAGCACUGCCAUCAUCAUCAUCAUCAUCACCACCAUCACUACCACUAUCAUCACCAGCACCACUACCGCUACCAUCACCGCCACCACUACCAUCAUCAUCACCACUACCAUCACCACCAUCACCACCACUAUCAUCAUCAUCACCACCAUCAUCACCAUCGCUACCAUCAUCAUCACCAUCACUACCAUCAUCACUACCAUCAUCACCAUCAUCACCACCACCACUACCAUCAUCACCAUCACUACCAUCACCACUACCACCACCAUCAUCACCAUCACCACCACCACCAUCACCACCAUCACCACCACUAUUAUGGGGUCUCCCCCCCCCUGCCCACCCAACCCCACCCACCCACCAUGGUCCCCACCGUGGCCUCGCCUCCAGCCACCACGGGAUUUCCCCCACCGUGCCACCCCCCCCCCCCACUGCAGCCCCCACCUACCACCACAGCCCUACCCCCCACUGACCCCCACCGGUUAGGGGUUAUGGUGACACUGGUUCUGACCCUGACCCCGACCUCGGCUCUAAACCGUGGCCCUCACUGCGACAUCGCCACGACUCUGGAUCCAACCCAAACCCUGGUUUGUAAAACCCGCCGCUCGCACUGAACCCUGACCCCGGCUCGAACCCUGACCCCGGCCCGAACCCUGACCCCGGCUCGAAUCCUGACCCUGGCUCGAACCCUGACCCCGGCUCAAAUCCUGACCCUGGCUCGAACCCUGACCCCGGCUCAAAUCCUGACCCCGGCUCGAACCCUGACCCCGGCUCGAACCAUAACCCCAGCUCAAACCCUGACCCCGGCUCGAACCCUCACCCCGGCUCGAACCCUGCCCCUGGCUCGAACCCUGACCCCGGCUCGAACCCUGACCCCGGCUCGAACUCUGACCCCGGCUCGAACCCUGACCCCGACUAGCCCAGUAACGCAGGCACCAGCCACCCAACCCCUUGCGAACGCGACUCGCGAUAACUCUACCUCUAACCCCUGACCCUCGCCACCCCUGACCCCCUACGCUGCCGUAGCCCAGACAACGGGCUGAGCGAGUCUGUGGCGCGCUGGUCAAGAGGGGUCGGCGCGCCUGAGCAAAAAAACGCGAAUGAAGGAACGCUGUGCAAUAAACGAACGGC
Messenger RNA from Lethenteron reissneri (Far Eastern brook lamprey), 1855 nucleotides. RefSeq names its product folate hydrolase 1 (gene FOLH1). NCBI's taxonomy places the organism in Eukaryota, Metazoa, Chordata, Hyperoartia, Petromyzontiformes, Petromyzontidae. Gene Ontology annotation, molecular function: carboxypeptidase activity. The record is from RefSeq and is a predicted model, not a curated record.